AUGCGACCAUCAACGUCUCCCUUCCAGAACAAUCAAACUAGCAAUCCCCGCGCCCAUUCCCCCGGAUCCAUGAAUCUUCGCCAUCGAGGCCCGGCCCGCUCUGCCACCUUCGCAGAGGGCUGUUCAUCAAAUCUAAAAAACGAACGACGCAACUCGACCUUCUCAGAUUCGGUCUCCGAGGCACGGAAUUCCAUCCGAUCCUCCACCGACGAUCUAUUCUUCCCACGCGCAGCCAAGGGUUCCUACGACGCCGCGGAUGCGCCCAAUGAGGAGUCGCACUGGCAUUCUGCACCCCUGGGCCUCGCCCUCCUGCCUGCCAUCGCCGGGGUCUUUUUCCAGAACGGAAGCGCCGUCGUAACAGAUGUUACUCUGCUAGUAUUAGCAGCCAUCUUUUUAAACUGGUCUGUCAGACUGCCAUGGUAA
Messenger RNA from Aspergillus oryzae RIB40, 423 nucleotides. RefSeq lists its product as uncharacterized. The record is from RefSeq and is a predicted model, not a curated record. The transcript has a single exon. Bases 1 to 423 code for a protein of 140 amino acids. NCBI's taxonomy places the organism in Eukaryota, Fungi, Ascomycota, Eurotiomycetes, Eurotiales, Aspergillaceae.